Messenger RNA from Hermetia illucens (black soldier fly), 959 nucleotides. RefSeq names its product farnesol dehydrogenase-like. The coding region runs from base 74 to 832 and encodes 252 amino acids. Lineage: Eukaryota; Metazoa; Arthropoda; Insecta; Diptera; Stratiomyidae. The transcript has 3 exons. The record is from RefSeq and is a predicted model, not a curated record.
AAUCAAAUUGCAGCCUUCCAGUUGUGAAGUUGCUGUAACACCGAUUACUUAGGCAGGGAAAAUAUCAUUUGGAAUGGAUCGCUGGCAAAACAAAAUAGCCGUAGUGACCGGUGCUAGCGCCGGAAUAGGUGCAACAAUUGUUAAGAGUUUGCUCCAAGCGAACUUGACUGUAGUGGGUUUGGCAAGAAGAAAAGAGAAAAUCCUUGAAAUACGUGAUAGUCUACCAAAAGAAAAACAAUCCCGAUUGCAUGCCGUGAAGUGUGACAUCACCAACGAGGGUGAAGUCAAGUACGCUUUUGACUGGAUCGAAAAAAACCUUGGUGGAACUGACAUUCUAGUGAAUAAUGCGGGAGUUGUACGGAAUAAAACUUGCCUCAUUAGUCCGGGGAACACGGCCGAUAUGAAAGAGAUCGUCGAUACUAACAUCAUGGGAUUCCUGUAUUGUACGCGUGAGGCUUUCAAUUCAAUGAAGGCCCGCAAUUUUGAUGGGCAUAUAAUCGUCAUUAAUAGUGUCUUAGGGCACAAGGUGGCAAAUUUCAUUGGCAGUAAAGCUAUUGUUUCGACGAAUAUGUACAGUCCUUCCAAAUACGCAGUAACUGCUAUGGUCGAAACGUACCGACAAGAGUUCGCAAAUGCUGGUACCAAGGUGAAAAUUACGAGUAUCAGCCCUGGAAUGGUGAACACGGAACUCAUCUCGGAAAGAACGCGAGCACUAAACUUACCAAUGCUUGAGAGCGAAGAUAUUGCGAAUGCUAUUCUCUACGCUCUAUCAACUCCACCACAUGUACAGGUGCAUGAUAUCAUAAUAAAACCAGUGGGCGAGCCAGUAUAAAUAGUGAUCGCUUCUCGGAAUAGCAUGGCCUUCAAAGCCCGUUGUGAGUAAAGGUGAUAAUUAUAAUAAAGUCGGAUUUAUAUUGUUGAUACUUGGAUUCUCAAUGGAAAUAGAAGAAAAGGUGCCU